GGGCUAUGUAUUUGUGUGUCAGCUUUUUUGUUUGUCCGGACGAGGUCCUGAGAAGUCCCUGGCGCGGAGUUGGGCGUACUCCCUGCGUGCAACCCUCAUUAACGCACAAGACUUAGGCUGGUGACACACUGGAGAAUGACUGUUGUGUGUGCAAAUCUUGUUCGUUGGACGGGCGUUGUAGCGGUGAUGGUAACGUUGCUUACUGCACCAGUCAAAGUAUCUACUCCACUGAGACUCGCUAGUGGUACCAGAACUGUUCAGCUGUGGACAGGACGUUUGGAAGUCUUCCACAGUGGCAAAUGGGGGACAGUAUGUGGAGAUCAGUUCACUGAUCUCAACGCCGGGGUUGCUUGCCGUGCUCUAGGCUACAGUUUUGGAUAUGCUGUUACAAAUGCUUGGUUUGGAGCUGGCACGGGACAGAUUUGGCUGGACAAGGUUGUUUGCUCAGGAUUGGAGACUGAUAUAUCCGAGUGUUCACAUAAUGCUUGGGGAAAAAUUCACUGCACCCAUAGGGAAGAAGUUGGGCUUGCCUGCUUAAAAAGGCCAGAAAAGUAUUCUGGAGCUCCUUUAAGGCUUGUUGAUGGUUUUGGAUAUAAUGAUAGUCUAAGUGGCCGUCUGGAAGUGCUCUACAAGAACAUAUGGGGAACAGUAUGUCACGACUUAUUCACUCUCAAGACUGUCAGAGUGAUUUGCAAUCUUCUUGGUUUCAGCUCUGGUUAUAAAGUGGAAAAUUCCAAUUUCCCAGCCACGAAUGGACAGAUUUGGCUGGACAGCGUUGUUUGCUCAGGCGGGGAAACUGAUAUAUCUGAGUGCUCACAUGAUGACUGGGGAGUAACUGACUGCCCAGCAUAACGAAGACGUAUGGCUUGUCUGCUCGAAUACCCCAGUCACUCCCUUAAGGCUAUUUGGUGGAUUUGGUGAUACGCAAAGCUUGAGUGGCCGACUAGAAGUGUUUUACAAUGACAAUUGGGUGACAUUUUGUCAAGGAACUUUCACUCCUAUCACCGCCAGAGUGAUUUGCAAUCUUUUGGGUUUCGGUGAAGGUAUAUCACAUGCGGCGGCCAUUACUCGAGGAAAUGGUCCUUUCUUCUUCAGUAACGUACAGUGUUCUGGAGAGAGACAGACAUACUACAGUGCAAACUGUAACGACACCUGUCUGUUUGAACAGAUUGGCGUUGCUACAAUGCUUUCUUCCCCGGUCCAGUGCGGAUACCUCUUCGAAUAGCGUUACUACCCUGAUACCGAACAAAACGCAGACACCAAAAGAAUUAUCGUCAAUCCCAGCGGAUAUCUCUUCGACUACCAUGAGUACCCAGAUACCGGACAAAAUGAAGCCACCAACUGAAUUAUCGUCAAUCUCAGACGAACAUUCCACAGACAUCCCAGUACCAUGCAAAAUUCAAGCGUCAGAUUUAAAUGCCGAUUCUAAGGGACUGGACAACCGAGCCCUUACCGUUGGUGUGGCUGUAGGAGUUGGUGAAGCUGUCAUUGGCAUAGUUAUCGUUGCAAUUAUUCUUGUUGUUCAGCGGUAUCGACAUUCUCAAAAUGGUACCCAUAGGGAAUCUGGUGCGACAGAUGAGUACUGUUACGAAAAUGAAGACUUUGUGGUUGAAAACAGACGACGUAACCGCCCGUGCCCGGAAGUUGCCUCAGAAACGGAACGUCCACAGUCCGUAUACAGCGUGGACGAUACAUAUGACCAAAUAUCUUUCAGCUAAAACUAUACUCCGGAGACGUGGGCAGGAAAGGUAUACAUGGCUGCCGGACAAACAUGCCUGUUUUGUUUAUAUUUUACAAUACCUGGGGUAACGCCGACUUAAGGCCAUGUGCAGUGAAGGACAAAAACAUGUGAAAAUAUUGUUAAAUAUGUAACAAUAUUAACACGCUCAUUUUCCAAAGUCUUUUUUUCUUUCUUUCGUUGGGUGAGGGGUGGGAAAAUGGGGUAAUUUCUUCGCUCACUCCUGCAUAAUAAAAUUCAUUAAAGGCAAAUUGCCUAACGCUGUACACUGAACUAGCCUAGCGCGACGACUGCGCUAGGGAGCAUUUGUUUGAUGAAAUUGUCUUAGACACUUAAUUUGUAUACAUACUAGAAGAGUUAAAACAGUAAACAUUCCAGGUGCAAGAGAAACUAAACUGUUUCGCAAUGACCUAAUUCAUUUUCAUGCCUGAUGAAAGAAAUACCACUGUCUGUUGCGUCUGUGGUGGGUGUACAUUUUCGAUUUCCAAGAAUUGGCCCAGUUUAUGAUACCCGAGGCAAAUCUUAAUGAGACGAAUUAAAAAUCAUGGCAUCCUCUUAAAAAACCGUAAGGUCACAUUUAGGCACAUUGUCGAAAUAUGCUCGCAUUUGUCCGUGCUCAUGUACUCUUGCUGUGCAACCCAGCUUCCUUUCGACGGGAACGUAUCAUAAACCAUAGUGAAGUUCC
Molecule: messenger RNA, 2423 nt
Organism: Liolophura sinensis
Lineage: Eukaryota; Metazoa; Mollusca; Polyplacophora; Chitonida; Chitonidae
Exons: 13
Coding region: 1053-1718 (221 amino acids)
Source: RefSeq, a predicted model, not a curated record